GUCGGAUAUAACAGGUCAUCAAGUAAGAGCGAUUUAAAAUCAAAUAGUAAUAGUUAUAAUACGCACUUAAUGUUUUGACGCAUUGUAUUGCUGAAAUUGUUUACAGUAUGGAUAUGAAGAACGGCUUGCUACCAAAUCUAUCAGAUGACAUAAAGUCAAACAGAGAAACUGACUUCGGGGACAUAUUUUUAAAUAGAUUAUUCCAUACCAAGCUGCUUCUGACGGACUACAUUGAUUCCACUUUUGAGGGUUUGAUAGACCCACAAUCACUAUCAAUAUCCAUGCGAUACUUCCUAGGCAUGUUGGAUAAAAUUGGAAACGAUUUUAAAAUUGAAACAGAAGUUUUACAAGCAUGGAAAAAUGAGUGUUAUGGUACACGAGUUUGGGCUCCACUGAUUGGUAAACCAAACAUACUGUUUGAUGUUAAUGUACCUGGUCAUGUGGAACCAUGUUUGGAUAUUCUAAGACAAGUGUUCGUAGAAAGCUUUACACAGACAGCUCACAAAGUAAACAAGGAAUCACCACCACAGAAAUUGUUGUUCCAUAAAGAUAUACCAAGAUAUAGAAAACUCAUCGACCCUUUCUUCAUUCGAGUAGAACCAGUGACUGACAAGGAAUUCUGGAGUGAAAUAGACGAAAUAUCAAAUACACAGAGAUCAGAGCUGAAGUUCAGUCGACAAUCAACAAUUCAUCAGCUGUAUAAUUUGUUUAUUGGGAAGUACAAAUCUGAGAUUGUUGAUGAUUUUGAGGACAUGGAAGAAAGUAAAGAUCUACAAUUUGCAAAUAAACUUGAAGAAGUCACAGAUUUGAUGGACGAAUCAGCAGCCGGUUCUUAGUUUCAGAAACCUCUCUCAUCUCAAGUAACUGUUGAUUAAUGUGUUGUAUAACCUGUCUGCCUGUAGACAUGUAAUUGAAUAAAAACAAACUACGAUAUACCAGUAACUUUCGGGUAUUAUUAUAGAUUAGGUGAGAUCAAUAAUAAAUGUUUUGUUAGAUCAACGGAUUAUUUUAGAAUUCGUAAAAUGAAAAACCAUCUGGCAAAUGGAUUGAUGCGAUAUUGAACGUGCAAUUAUAAUAUGUAAAAAAAAAUGUGUACAAACUUUAUAUAAUUAUUAUCACUAAUUGUACUUUUGUACUUUAAUAAGAAUUCAUUAUUGUUAGUUCUUCAGAAAUGUUAAACAUUUCUUCAUUACAUGUUAGAAGUGGAGUCAAAAUUUCAGAGUCAAAAUACAUUAUAUGCAUUAUACAUUUCUUUACUCACUACAUUAUAUAUUAUACAUUUCUUUACUAAUUACAUUAUACAUAUUUACAUACUACAUCUAGUUAUAUCAUUCCUCAUACGUCUUUUUUCACAGACUUUUUACUUUAUGACUGUAUUAUAUGAAAAAUCAUUUUAUACCACAACUAUUUUUAAUUGAAGAAAAUUUGAUAUUGACGUUUUAAAAAACAAAAAUCAACAACAUCAUAUAUUUUAGCUAAGAUUUUUAUUAUGAACAGUGCAUUAAUUUACAUGCUAAUGAUACUUUUACAACAUUUAAAAAACCACCUGAUAUUGAUAAGACUCAAAUGCAAACCUUAAUAAAUAUUGGCAAAUGGUCAUGAUUUUUUUUUAUUUUUAGAGUAUUCAUGUUGAUGGCUGAGUUUAAAAGACCUCGCGGUUUUAAAUUAAAUUUAAAAAAAAAAAG
This is a messenger RNA of Mytilus trossulus (common blue mussel), 1685 nucleotides long. RefSeq names its product plexin-A1-like. The transcript has 7 exons. Gene Ontology annotation, biological process: semaphorin-plexin signaling pathway involved in axon guidance; regulation of cell migration. The record is from RefSeq and is a predicted model, not a curated record. NCBI's taxonomy places the organism in Eukaryota, Metazoa, Mollusca, Bivalvia, Mytilida, Mytilidae. Gene Ontology annotation, cellular component: semaphorin receptor complex; plasma membrane. Gene Ontology annotation, molecular function: semaphorin receptor activity. Bases 108 to 836 code for a protein of 242 amino acids.